This is a messenger RNA of Momordica charantia (bitter melon), 2685 nucleotides long. It is a transcript of the gene PLDDELTA, whose product is annotated as phospholipase D delta. Gene Ontology annotation, biological process: phospholipid catabolic process; phosphatidylcholine metabolic process. The record is from RefSeq and is a predicted model, not a curated record. NCBI's taxonomy places the organism in Eukaryota, Viridiplantae, Streptophyta, Magnoliopsida, Cucurbitales, Cucurbitaceae. Gene Ontology annotation, cellular component: plasma membrane. Gene Ontology annotation, molecular function: D-type glycerophospholipase activity; calcium ion binding.
CCCACAACAAACCGUUGCUCGGACUCGCGUCAUAAAGAAUUCCCAGAGUCCCAUUUGGAAUGAGCAUUUCGUUAUCCCCCUUGCACAGAAGAUGGCCUUCUUGGAAUUCAACGUGAAAGACGACGACGUCUUUGGCGCUGAAGUUAUGGGGACGGUCAAAUUCCCUGCUCAGAAAAUCGCCUCCGGUGCACUCAUUAGCGGGUGGUUUCAGGUGCUUGGCCCAAAUGAUAAGCCGCCGAAGGCUGGCGCUUCGCUACGACUCGAAAUGAAGUUCUCUCCGGUUGAGAAUAACCCAUUAUAUCGGCACGGCAUUGCUGGAGAUCCGGAGCAAAAGGGCGUGCGGCACACUUAUUUUCCCGUUAGGAAAGGGAGCUCCAUGAGACUGUACCAAGAUGCUCAUGUGCCUGAUGGGCUGCUGCCGGAGAUUGGAUUAGACGGAGGGAAAGUUUAUAGGCAAGAGAAAUGCUGGGAAGAUAUCUGCCAUGCUAUAUCAGAGGCUCACCAUAUGAUUUAUGUCGUCGGAUGGUCGGUUUUUCAUAAGGUGAAGCUGAUUAGAGAGCCAAGCAGGCCAUUGCCGCGAGGUGGGGAUUUGACUCUUGGUGAUCUGCUCAAAUACAAAUCAGAAGAGGGGGUCCGAGUUUUGAUGAUGGUUUGGGAUGAUAAGACUUCUCACGAUAAGUUAUUCAUUAACACGGCAGGAUUGAUGCAGACACAUGAUGAGGAAACUCGAAAAUUUUUCAAGCAUUCAUCAGUUAUCUGCGUGCUCUCACCUCGCUAUCCAAGUGGCAAGUUAAGCUAUGUGAAACAGAAGGUUGUAGGGACUGUCUUCACACACCAUCAAAAGUGUGUCCUUGUUGAUACACAAGGAUAUGGUAAUAACAGAAAGAUAACUGCAUUUAUUGGAGGUCUUGAUCUCUGUGAUGGUCGCUACGAUACACCUGAGCAUCGAUUGUUCCUUGGCCUUGACACGAUAUUUAAGGAUGAUUUUCAUAAUCCUACAUUUCCUGCUGGAACCAAAGCUCCACGGCAACCAUGGCAUGACUUGCACUGUCGAAUCGAAGGGCCGGCUGCAUAUGACUUGCUUAUGAACUUUGAGCAACGUUGGAACAAAGCCACAAGAUGGACAGAGUUUGGCUUACGGUGCAGGAGAAUUUCUCACUGGCAUGAUGCUUUGAUAAAGAUAGAGCGGAUAUCAUGGAUAUUAAGCCCUAACCUAACUACCUUAAGAGACGGUACGAUAAAAGUUCCAGAGGAUGACCCUAAAGUAUUUGUUUCAAGGGAAGAAGAUCCUGAAAACUGGCAUGUUCAGAUUUUCCGUUCCAUUGACUCUGGGUCUGUUAAAGGAUUUCCAAAAGAUGUCCAUGUUGCCGAGUCUCAGAACCUUGUCUGUGCAAAAAACUUGACUAUAGAGAAAAGCAUUGAAAUGGCAUAUAUCCAGGCCAUCAGAUCCGCGCAACAUUUCAUAUAUAUUGAAAAUCAGUAUUUUAUUGGAUCAUCGUACGGAUGGCCGGGAUAUAAAAAUGCUGGGGCUGAUAAUCUCAUUCCCAUGGAGUUGGCCCUAAAGAUUGCAAGCAAAAUAAGAGCUAAGGAAAGAUUUGUUGUAUAUAUUAUCAUACCAAUGUGGCCGGAGGGAGAUCCGAAGAGCGGUCCCAUGCAAGAGAUCCUUUAUUGGCAGGGACAAACAAUGCAAAUGAUGUAUGAAAUUGUUGCAAGUGAAUUGAAGUCAUCACAGCAACCAGAUUUGCGCCCUCAAGACUACCUAAAUUUCUACUGCCUUGGUAAUCGGGAAGAAAUUCCUAACAAUGGGCAGACAACCGACGAUACAACGGGAUCUAUAUCUAGUGCACAAAAACAUCAACGGUUUAUGAUAUAUGUACAUGCCAAGGGGAUGGUAGUAGAUGAUGAAUAUGUAAUUAUUGGGUCUGCCAAUAUUAACCAAAGAUCUAUGGCGGGAACCAAGGACACCGAGAUAGCCACUGGUGCAUAUCAGCCACAUCACACGUGGGCAAAGAAUAAGAAACACCCUCGGGGUCAGAUUUACGGGUACAGAAUGUCGCUAUGGAGUGAGCAUCUCGGGUUGCUUGAUCCAUGUUUUGAGGAGCCAGAAAGUUUGGAAUGCGUGAGAAGAGUGAACAGGAUUGCGGAGGAUAACUGGACGAGGUUCACGGAUGAGGAGUUCACGACGUUGCAGGGCCACCUUCUCCAGUAUCCGUUGCUCGUGGAAGGUGACGGGAAAGUCAGCCCUCUGCCUGGACAUGAAAACUUCCCUGAUAUAGGGGGGAAGAUACUAGGGUCUCAUUCCACUGCAAUUCCUGAUGUUUUGACCACAUAGUCUCCUUCCUUUAACAGCAAUGGUGUGCUUUUUCUGCAAGUUUAGUCAUAUAGGCUUUGUAAAUUUUGUGCUGAACUUAAGGUAGUUUCCAUUGGGUAGAAUCAGUCCCUCUUGAUCCCGAGUCGAAAUAGGCGAAUGGGAAAGAGAGUCGAUAACUUUGCUAGUCAGUAGCCGAGUCUGGUGUUCUAAGAGUGAAAAAUUCUGGGUGGUUGGUGGGAUUUUCUAUCGUGUUCAUUGAUGUUUGUAUGUAUUUUAAUGGUGUUGAAUUUGUGGAUGUGUAUUGUAGGGAUAUUAUCGUGGAUUUUCAUUCAUUUUCCUUCAAAUAAAGUUUCAAAUUGUUGUUGAUUGAUUUA